Zalophus californianus (California sea lion) is the source of this 630-nucleotide messenger RNA. RefSeq names its product endogenous retrovirus group K member 25 Pro protein-like. Bases 1 to 630 code for a protein of 209 amino acids. The record is from RefSeq and is a predicted model, not a curated record. NCBI's taxonomy places the organism in Eukaryota, Metazoa, Chordata, Mammalia, Carnivora, Otariidae. The transcript has a single exon. Gene Ontology annotation, biological process: proteolysis. Gene Ontology annotation, molecular function: nucleic acid binding; aspartic-type endopeptidase activity.
AUGGUUAGCUUACAACAAGGCACUAUAACUUUGCAACCUAGUGUGCCCAUUGCCCAAUUGAUACUACUUCCCCGUUUAGACACAGAUAAUCCAUCAUUGAAAGCUAAGCGAGGAUCUAAAGGCUUUGGGUCAACUGAUGCCUAUUGGUUACAAAAGAUUACAAAAGAUAAACCCCUAUUAACUCUGUCUAUCAAUGGUAAGAUUUUCCAGGGACUCAUAGACACGGGGGCCGAUGUCUCUGUAUUGACUCAGAAACAAUGGCCUUCCUCCUGGCCCUUGCAGGACGCCAUCACCCCUAUAAGGGGAGUAGGAUUGGCCUCAGCACCCAAGAUAAGCUCCAAUCAUCUUAUUUGGAAAUCUGAUGAUGGUCUGUCGGGAACUUUCCAACCUUUUGUUCUUGACAUAGAUCUCAACCUGUGGGGGCGAGAUAUACUCUCAGAAAUGGGGCUAACCUUGGAAACUGCCAACGUCCCACAGGUGUUCCAAAAUCAGGUUGUGAAAAAUAUUAUGUGUAACAUGGGCUACGAACCAGGAAAAGGGCUUGGCAAGGGGCUUCAAGGUAACAUUGAGCUUCUUUGCUAUGUCCCCAAAUAUGAUAGAACGGGCCUGGGUUUUUCCCAGGGUCAUUGA